AUGAGUAGAACUGAUAAAUGGACAGUUAGAGAAUCCGCUAGUGAACCAAAAUGGUUUACCCAUAAUGGGAAUUUCGAUACCGAUCCAACCAAAGUAAAGAAAGGUGGUAAUGGUAGAGACAAUUGGGGUAAACCGGGUGAUGAACUAUUAGAUGAAGAUCAUGAAUACAAUUACUUUGGUAAAUCCAAAAGACGUAACUCUAAUCAUCAAUCCCAUGAAGAAUUCUUGAAAGAGAGAAAUGAAAUGAUUGACCAUCAUUUCAACAAAAACUAA
This is a messenger RNA of Yamadazyma jaroonii, 273 nucleotides long. Lineage: Eukaryota; Fungi; Ascomycota; Pichiomycetes; Serinales; Debaryomycetaceae. The record is from the annotation of a GenBank genome assembly.